AUGAUUUUAACUCAAUAGACUGAGGAAGAAACUUUUAUUUAAAUCACAAAAAAUAUUAGUUAAGUGGGAAUUGAUAAUGAAGGCACUUUUAAAUACAUAUUAAUUAAAAUGACAUGCAAUAAUAAUUAAGAGUUUUAUUUUGUAAGAGGUUUUAAAUAAUAUGGAUAUCAUGCUUAAAAUUUUGAACAUUUUUGUAAUGAAGCAAAAAAUGGUUUGAAAUGGUCAGAAUUUACAUUUGAUUUGGAAGAUGGAAAAAUAAAGGGAGAAUUAAAUGGAUUUAAAUUCAAAUUUAAAUGUCUAGGAGGAGGUAGACUCAAACAUUCAAAUAUUUAAUAAACUUUAGAAAUAUAUGGAUAUUCUUGGUUAUAUGGAUAAUGUGAACAUAAAAUAUCUUUAAAUACAAUUAGAACUGUUUAUCCAUAUUUAGAUGAAAAUGUAAUCACAAGAAAUGAUGGUUAUUGA
Messenger RNA from Paramecium pentaurelia, 462 nucleotides. NCBI's taxonomy places the organism in Eukaryota, Ciliophora, Oligohymenophorea, Peniculida, Parameciidae. The record is from the annotation of a GenBank genome assembly.